Messenger RNA from Patiria miniata (bat star), 1376 nucleotides. RefSeq lists its product as uncharacterized. The transcript has a single exon. NCBI's taxonomy places the organism in Eukaryota, Metazoa, Echinodermata, Asteroidea, Valvatida, Asterinidae. Gene Ontology annotation, biological process: retrotransposition. Gene Ontology annotation, molecular function: single-stranded RNA binding. The coding region runs from base 154 to 996 and encodes 280 amino acids. Gene Ontology annotation, cellular component: ribonucleoprotein complex. The record is from RefSeq and is a predicted model, not a curated record.
UUCAUGGAGUAGCACGGAUUUCAAUCUCGCUCCGUAAAAUCCGAAGUAUCACCAAGGAAAAAUCGUCUUAAAUCUCUGCUAAAUCGUUGCCAUCCGUCAAAAUCUAGUAAAUCUGCUACUAGUUCAUGCUCUCUGUCAACUUUGAGCGCAAAUAUGCCUCCUAAAAGAGAGAAAAAACAGCAAAGUGUGUCUGAAUCAACAAUUUCUCCUGAAGCUGCAUGUGCAGAACCAACUGUAGCACAUACUAUCGCUGUUGACGACAAGUCAACCACGCCCGCAGGAAACUCCCUACUAGCUGCACUACGAAGUGAAAUUCGUGAUAUGAAGUCCGGGAUUGAGGGUAAACUUGAUCUUGUAAUUUCUAACCAACAUUCCCUCCUACACCGGAUAGACGAAAUUGAAUCUCGUCACACAGAAAUUGAGAAAUCUGUCUCAUACACGUCGGAGGCCAUCGAAGACGUCAGAGCAGCAAGUACAAAUCAACAAUCCAAGCUGACAAAACUAACAUCGGAACUUGACGUUGCCGAAAGUAAAAUCACUCGACUUGAGGAGACCGCCAUUAGACUCGAACGCUAUUCCAGGAGCUACAACCUGCGGUUUGGGGGGAUUGCUGAACUUCCCAAUGAACGCGCUGACUACCCCUACGAAAAGAUCAAACAAAUCCUGAAGGAGAAGUGUGACAUGGAGCCAGAAAUAGAAAAUGCGCACCGCUCUGGUCGUCCAACCCAAGGCAAGACCCGCCACAUCCUAGCGAAAUUUAUGUAUCGUCCAGAACGUCAAGCGGUUCUCCUUAAAGCCAAGGCAGCCCUGUCCGGGUGUGGCAUAUAUUUGAUCGAAGAUCUUCCUGCGGCCGACCUCAUCAAGAAGAAGAGCCUAAAGGAGAUAAUGCACAAGGCGUACGUGGCUGGGAAGAAACCGAUCUUCCGAAAUGGGCAGUUAUACAUCAACGGCCAAAGAUUCACUCCAGAUCUCCAGCCCGCCCCCAGGACUGAUUGACGUGGAUACAUUAUUCAGAAGUACUUGGUGUAGUAUUUAUGAUAUUAAUUUAACCUAAAUACGGAGCGUGAUUGAUGCUGUGUCCUUCAUGGGUACUAGUGUCCUCUCUUGUUUGUGUAGUUUUUUUGUUUUUUUUCUGUCCAGUUUAAGUUGUCUGUUGCUUGUUCAUAUAGUAACGUUUUUGAUGUUUUGUGUUUCCCUGUAAAACUGUUAAACAAUGCCAAUCAGAUUUCCAUGUAAUGUUUGUAGUAACCCAGUAAGGAAAAAUCAACGUGCCAUAUUUUGUGAUUGUUGUAAAUAUUGGAUUCACCUAAACUGUACGGAACUAACAAUUGCUGAUUAUGCUAUCUUACCUGAUAAAGAUGAUCCAUGGUUCUGUC